This is a messenger RNA of Talaromyces stipitatus ATCC 10500, 249 nucleotides long. RefSeq lists its product as uncharacterized. The transcript has 2 exons. The coding region runs from base 1 to 249 and encodes 82 amino acids. The record is from RefSeq and is a predicted model, not a curated record. NCBI's taxonomy places the organism in Eukaryota, Fungi, Ascomycota, Eurotiomycetes, Eurotiales, Trichocomaceae.
AUGUCUGUGGUAGCCGUGAAGGAGGACAGAAGAGGACAGGCGGGCCGUAGGCAUGGAGGAAGACAGCAGGGCGGUAAAUGUGGUAGCGGCUCUGCAGGCACCACUAAAGUCAACACUCAAAGACACGAGAAUAAAGAUAAUGAAACUAGUAGGAAUGGGGAUGACGAGACCAACGAGAAUCAGAUCAGAAGAAGCAAGCGACGUGGCCAUGGCCAGCCAGCGCCAUGGCUAGGCGAUGAGAACGAGUAA